This is a messenger RNA of Ilyonectria robusta, 237 nucleotides long. RefSeq lists its product as uncharacterized. Lineage: Eukaryota; Fungi; Ascomycota; Sordariomycetes; Hypocreales; Nectriaceae. The record is from RefSeq and is a predicted model, not a curated record. The annotation marks the transcript as partial. The transcript has a single exon.
AUCACCCCUAGCCAGGAAAGCGACGAUUCCGGCAUAGAUGCCAUUGAGCCGGCCUAUUACGACGAGGAACCAGUCAGCGUCCACUACGCCGAAGAGCGCGAAGAUCCUACAGAGUGUCAGAGUCCAGAGUGCUAUGUUGAACUGCAAGCGGAUCCUCCUGAUGACAACACCUGGACUGAUGUGCAACAUGCUGCACAGAAGUUUAUUCAGCAGUUUCUGGUCGGAAUCCAUGGUUGU